Cooperia oncophora is the source of this 777-nucleotide messenger RNA. Lineage: Eukaryota; Metazoa; Nematoda; Chromadorea; Rhabditida; Trichostrongylidae. The record is from the annotation of a GenBank genome assembly.
AUGGGCUCUAUUGCGAGCGGGAUUUCAAUGAUCCUAGUCGGCAUAUUCGGCCUUGUUCCGCUGCUGUUCGUCAUGGCACAUCUGUUGGUAUUCCGUUAUCGUCUUAAUCCAUUCCAGUACUUGAUAAUUUCAAAACUAACAGCCGAUGGUCUUGCAAUGCUAGUCCCAGUCAUGGCAUUUUCUGCAUCACAACUAUUUUUUGGUCGUUGGCUACAUGAGGACAACGAACACAUUGUCGGUUACUUGGCCUUGUCACUGCAAUAUUCGAGUAUCUAUACGUCGGUAGCGAUGACUGUCAAUCGAUUCAUCGUUGUCACCUUCCCUCGUCAUUACAAUAAAUGGUUCAACACCAAAACGACAAUGGUCUCGAUCACAGCGUGCUGGGUGAUCGCAUGGGUUCAUAAUACUAUCCAUUUGAAGGAAGGUUGCAACUUCACCUUCGAUGCACAAAUACGCCAAUUCAAGUUCAGUGAUGAAGAAUGCGGACGCACACUUUCACUUUAUCAAGAUCUGAUUUACAACCUCACAAUGGCAGUCAUUACUACGCUUGUCGACGUCUACUGUUUACUUAAACUAAGCCACUACAGAGGGAAAACAGUUUACUCCCCUGGCCGAUCAAAGAAGGAAAGGUCAUGGUUUCUUCAGACAACAACAAAUUCGAUUCUCUACGUACUAAUGUUGGUAUCAUUCCAUGUGGCUGGCUGUUUCGAGGGAAUUACGAUACAGUUCAUCCUCACGGUAGUGGCGUGGCAACUGUAUCUUGCAUCAGCACCGUAA